Molecule: messenger RNA, 3075 nt
Organism: Parus major (Great Tit)
Lineage: Eukaryota; Metazoa; Chordata; Aves; Passeriformes; Paridae
Gene: SYNC
Product: syncoilin, intermediate filament protein
Exons: 4
Coding region: 196-1731 (511 amino acids)
Cellular component (GO): intermediate filament
Source: RefSeq, a predicted model, not a curated record
ACUUGAUUUCUGUAUCCCCGUGGCCAGCGAGCCAUGGGCAAGGUGGCGGUGACAGUGACGGGGUGGCAGCGGGCGAUGUCGCAGGCUGUGGUGUGCGCUGCUGGGUGCUUUUGGGGCACGUAAACCAGAAACUUCCUUAGAGGCGAGUGCCGACUUCCUGGGCACGGCAGGAGCCGGAGCAGGCAGAGGGACCUGAUGGCACAGCCUGAGCCCCCUCCAGAGCUGCGGCUGGAUGAAGCCAGAGCAUCCCCAGACCCACAGGGAGCAGCUGAAGGAGCUGCUCCACACCCAGAAUGUCUUCACACCCCAUCGGAGCCAGUGGGGAACAGACCUAAACCUCUGCACAGGAGCAGCCCAGACUCCAGCCAGGAUCUGCAGGAUGCCAGCAGGGAUCCUUGCUUGGAGAUAAACACACCAGGGACCCAGCUGGAUGAGGAUGGGGCAGGAGUCCUACUGGAUGAGGAUGGGGCAGGAGUCCCCCUGGAUGUGGAUGGGGCAGGAGUCCCCCUGGAUGUGGAUGGGGCAGGAGUCCCCCUGGAUGUGGAUGCAGGUGGGACAGGAAUCCCACUGGACAUGGAUGCAGAUGGAGUAGAGAUUCCACUGGAGGUGGAUGCACGUGGGACAGGGAUCCCAGCGGAUGUGGGUGCAGCAGGAGUCCCGCUGGACGUGGAUGAAGGUGGGACAGGGAUCCCACUGGCCAUGGACACAGACAGGGCAGGGAUCCCAGACAAUGCAGAUGGGGCAGGGAUCCCGCUGGAUAUGGACACAGAGGGAGCAGGCGGCCCUCUGGAUGCCGAUGCCACAGAGCACCAGUGCCUGACCCUGGAAGAGCUGGGGAAUUAUUUCCAGGAGUGCAUUGAGAUCGUGGAACAGCUGGAGAGGGAGAGGGACAGCCUGAUCGCCGAGCUGGCCCAGCUCCGCGAGCCGGCGCUGCAGGAGAUCCGCCAUGCCCACGAGGAGAUCCAGGCAGCCUGCAGGCUGCUGGCCAAGGUGGAGCUGGAGAGGGACAACCUGCGGGAUGAGAUUCGGCAGAUCAAGCAGAAACUCUUCAAGGUGACCAAGGAAUGCGUGGCCUGUCAGUACCAGCUGGAGAGCCGCCGGCACGACCUCUCGCAGCACGCCGUCUACCAGGGCGAGCUGGAGAGCCAGGCCGGGCAGCUCUCAGGGGAGCUGUCCCAGCUGAAGGAGACCUGCGAGAAGGAGAAGGAAGUCCUGAGGCAGCGCCUGGAGGCUCCACCCUGCCGGCAGGACAACCUGUACCUCCAGGAGAGCCGCCGGCUUUCCGUGGAGUUCGAGAGCUUCGUGGCCGAGAGCCGGCGGGGGCUGGAGGAGCACUACGAGCCCCAGCUGCUGCGGCUGCUGGAGCGGCGCGAGGCCGGGGCCAAGGCGCUGCAGGAGAUGCAGGGAGAGAUCCAGGGCAUGAAGGAAGCCCUGAGGCCCUUGCAGGGCGAGGUCAGCCGGCUGAGGCUGCAGAACCGCAGCCUGGAGGAGCAGAUUGUCCUGGUCAAGCAGAAAAGGGAUGAGGAGGUCGGGCAGUACCGGGAGCAGGUGGAGGAGCUGGAGGACAGGCUGAAGGAGCUCAAGAACGGGGUCCAGCUCCAGCAGCGCAAGAACCAGGAGCUGGAGGAGCUCAGGACCAGCCUCCAUCGGGAACUCUCCAUCUACAAGAGCUGCUUAGAAAUCUACGGCCACCUCUGCAAAUCAGAGGAAAAAGCAGAGCAGGACUGUUAGAACCAUGGACUUAUCCUCUUUGUAGCAAAAACCCAUGGACAGAGGAUACAAGGGAUGUCUCCUCAUGCUGCUUUACCCUGCCUGAUGUGCAGCAGCUGCCUGGAGCUGGGAAUACCAGACAAUCCCUGGGUAUUUCCCCAGGUUCUGCUGCUGUUCUUGUAGUAAAAUUGCUUUUCCCCAGAGGAGCAGAGCAAACAAUCUUUGUACUGAACAAUGGAUAUGGAUGAGGAAUAACUGAUGGAUGUUUUGCUGUGUUUGGGAAAAUGUUAUCUUGUUCCAGAUUGUUUAAGCCUGCACAGAAAGUUCUGGAAUCCAGUGUUAGGGGGGGUUGACUUUUAAAGUUUACAUGCAAGAGAAGUUUUCUCCUUUGAAGAGGAUUUUCUUUUGUAUUUCAAGAGUUUCUGCUGUACUGGGACGUGCUCCACAGAAAUGAGGUGGUGGGGAAGAGGUUUCUACUUCAUAUCGAGUCUCACACUGAAAAUAAAAGGUCAGAGUUUAAGGAGCCUUUUCACUCUCAGAGCUGCGUCUCAAAAGCCCAAAUUUGUCUGUCAAACUGAGGUAUUUGUAUCAAAUUCAUGCUGCAGGAUAACAAAAAACAACUCUGGAGAGGGCUAAAGGCAAAGUUAAAAUGCAGACAGCAGCAAGGCUUAAGAGGAAGAACAAUUCAGUGAUUUGGUGGCUGCUUGGGGGUUCAAGUGCUCAUUAAUUUAUUUCAGAAAGCAGCAGAAAUUAGAAGAAAUACCCAAUUUGAUAUCUUAAAAAUAAAAAAAAAUAUCUCUACUAGCACCCUUAUGGACACACACAGGUAGAGACCACAUCCUGAAAAAAAACAAAGCAGUAAAUGCAGGAACAGCACAGAACUCCCCAAACUUUGCAGCAUUUACGUAGAAAAACUUUAUUCCAACUGAAGGACUUACACAUAAUUAGUCAUGAGGAGAUGGCGAGUAACAGGCUGCUGGUGGCACUGGACACCCGAGUGGAAGACGUGCAGGACCUUGUGGCCAAGGACUAAACUCCUAAAAAAUGUAGUUCAUACACAUUUCAUUUGUUUUCCACCAGCUGCCAAGGCUGUUGAGGGCACUGGGUCAUCCGUUGGUACAAACAAACACCUUUUACAACUUGAGGGCUCCCCCAAGUUUUAAAAACCAUUUCACAGAAAGGAAAGAAACAUUAUGUGAAAACACAGCUCAAGAAACACACAAUAGAGCAGAAAACAUGGGAGGUGAAGGAGGCUCUGCAGGAAUAGCUAACAAAUCCAAACCGCUGGCACCCAGCAGGAGAGGGGAAAGGGAAAGGAAGGAAGGAAUGAAAAACCCAGAAUUGCCAGGAGAGACCAAAAAAAAA